This is a messenger RNA of Fraxinus pennsylvanica, 1179 nucleotides long. The record is from the annotation of a GenBank genome assembly. NCBI's taxonomy places the organism in Eukaryota, Viridiplantae, Streptophyta, Magnoliopsida, Lamiales, Oleaceae.
AUGGCUUCUUCUCUCCAUAGCCUCUAUUUCUUUCUUGCAAUUUUUAUUUGCAGUUCUGUGCAUGCUGCAAAUGUGCCGCCAUCUAACGGGCUUGUCCUUCCCGUUAAGAAGGACGCAAAAACUUCACAAUACUACACGACACUAGAAAUGGGCAGCAACCGUGUCACGAUUAAUGCUGUCAUUGAUCUUGGCUCCCAGUUCUUGUGGUUUUCCUGUGAUUCCUACACUUCAUCAACCUAUAAUCCAAUUCCCUGUGAAUCCCAGAAAUGUGAAAAAGUGAAGGGAUUUGGAUGCAUAGGUUGCAGUCAGGCUCCUCGUCCGGGGUGCACCAAUGACACUUGUAUUGCCUCCCCAUACAGUCCCUUUGAAAAUUUGCUUUAUCCUGAAGGGAUUGCAGAGGAUACAUUAUACUCCAAAAAUAAUAUGAAAGUUUUCGAGCUUCCUUUUUCUUGUUUCCAUUCAGAGCACCUGACUGGUUUCGCCAUUAUAGCUACUAGAAUGCUAGGCCUUGCAAGGACUGAGAUUUCCUUGCAUAAACAAGUUGCAGAUAAAUUCAAGUUACCUGACAAAUUUGCAUUGUGUAUACCACCUGAUAAAGGGGUGGGGAAAAUAUUCAUUGGUGGGGGAAAGGACACUACUACUAAAUUACCUCUGUCUACACCUCUUAUUAUAAAUCCAGUUAGCACUUACCCAAUUUACAGUGAAGGCGAUCCAUCUGAUGAGUAUUUCAUCGAUGUACAAUCUAUCAGAGUCGAGGGGACGCCUCUGGCUAUCAAAACAUCGUACUUAACCUUUGACAAAGAAGGAGUUGGAGGGACAAAAAUCAGUACAAUAAACAAUUUCACCGUUUUGCAUAGUUCAAUUUACAAGCCUUUCACCAGGGCAUUUGUCAAGGCCGCGUCCAACAUGAAGAUCAAAAGUGUAGCAGCAGUGGCACCAUUUAGAGAAUGUUUCAGAAAGGAUGUUUACUGGAGAAUAUAUGGAGAAAACUCAUUGGUUAAAGUUAAUAAUAAUGUCUUAUGUCUCGCAUUUGUGGAUGGUGGGAAAAAGCCAAGAACUUCAAUCGUCAUAGGCGGAUAUCAACUAGAGGAUAAUCUUCUUGAGUUUGAUUUGGUUUCCUCAAAGAUCAGCUUUAGCUCAUCCCUUCUUCGCCAAAGUUCAAGCUGUUCUCGUGUUUGA